GAAAACGGGCAGUAAUUAAGCUAGUGUACCAAGCUUGAAACGCCAAUGAGAGGUUAUUCCGAGACUUGUCACAUGCUAGAAGAGGAAAAGAAACGAUGAAACUGUAUGAAUGCUGGAAGUACUUCGGAUCGUGUCCUUUAGUCUUGCCCGCUUCACCCCUUUAGGGGUGCGUCGUCGAGUUUAGCCAGCUAUGAUGACAAGCGGUGGGCAGAUUGCGAGGGCUCGUGGCGUUGGCUUAAUAACCACCGCCGCUGGCGUGACCUUUCUGUUUGCCUUCUUCAUCUUCGCCCAUCAGUUGAUUCGGUCUAGUCAGUCGAUCGACGAGUUGAAGCAUCCAACCAUGUGGAAAGGCAUCUCCCCCGCAGGGCUGCUGUCCCUAGGAUUAGCUGGCCAGACGUCUGCCACCCUCCUUUAUGUCUCCUCGUACGCCGGUGCCGUCACGACUUUACGUCUGACCCUGCCCGGUGACGGCUCCGCCACCACUGCUGCUACCCUUGAGAACAUCUCCAAGUCGACAGGCUGUGGUCCGAAUCCGUCAUGGCUCACGCUCGACUAUUCCAAAAACUUCCUCUUCUGCCUGGAUGAGGGGUUCAACGGUCCCUAUGGGGGUGUGACCACCUUUUUUACUGGCGAUGACGGGACUUUGGCUACGCUGGAUAAGCUCGAUGUCAUCCAAGGGCCAGUCAGUAUUGCUGAGUUUGGCGUUGGCGGCAGUGGCUUUGCUAUAGCACACUACUCCGGCUCUAGCGUCAGCGUCGUUGGCUUCAAUGCCGAGGGUAAUCUCACCCUGCUGCACAACGAGACCUACACGCUCGCGGGGCCUGGCCCCAACCCUGAACGGCAGGAGGCGCCUCACCCGCACGAAGCCAUCCUGGACCCUACAGCCUCGUACGUCCUGGUGCCAGAUUUGGGUGCCGACCUUGUCCGCAUCUACCAAGCUGACGCUAGCACCCUCGGCUUGACACCCAUCGCCCCUCUUGCCUUACGGCCCGGGUCUGGGCCUCGGCACGGCGCGUUCAAGGUAACCGCGGACAAGACGUACUUCUACUUGGUCUCCGAACUUGGCAACACGAUCACGGGGUACGAGAUCACGUACAACGACAACAAGACCCUCAGCUUCGACGAGUUGUUCUCCAUCCCCACGCACGGCGAGGAGAGGAAGUUGCCAGAGAAGACGGGUGCGGCUGAGAUCCUCGUGUCGCCUGAUGGGAACUUCUUGAUUGUAUCGUCUCGCUGGGAAGAUUCGUUUAAUAUCACGAACUUCGAUCCGACCAACAGCACUGAAAUUCCUUCAGAUCCGCUAAUAACUUAUUCCAUCGACCACACAACCGGCAAGUUGACCAAGGUGCAAGAGUUCGCAGCUGGGGGCAGGGUACCCCGGCACUUCUCGAUCAACGCGGACGGGAACCUGGUAGCCGUGGCACUACAAGGGGACGGCCGCGUCGUCGUCCUCGACCGCGAUGUCAAGACGGGGUUGUUCAAGGAUUACAUCGCGUACGCGGAUAUCGAAGGCGAAGUGACUGCGGCUAUCUUCCGCGAGGACUACCAUACAAUCUAGUUACCUCUAGGCAGUAAUUAUAGCUUCCUCGGUCAUGUGGUCUACGCUUAGAGCGAAAUUUCAUCGGAGGCACUGCAGGACACUCCAGAGCCUCAUCCAUGAAUCCAAAGGGAGUAUAAGCAUGUGGUGCGGGGUUCUUGAUACCUAGCUCACGAAAAAAUAAAUAAAUUGAGAGGAGCAACCUGUAAUAAGGUGCGGGGAUAGGAGGAUUUUAAUAUAGACACGUAAGCAGGCUCUGCGAAGGUUUGGUAAGCUAGGAUAGAGGGGGGGAU
This is a messenger RNA of Daldinia caldariorum, 1830 nucleotides long. RefSeq names its product putative isomerase YbhE. The coding region runs from base 191 to 1558 and encodes 455 amino acids. Gene Ontology annotation, molecular function: protein binding; 6-phosphogluconolactonase activity. The record is from RefSeq and is a predicted model, not a curated record. NCBI's taxonomy places the organism in Eukaryota, Fungi, Ascomycota, Sordariomycetes, Xylariales, Hypoxylaceae. The transcript has 5 exons.